This is a messenger RNA of Macroventuria anomochaeta, 2464 nucleotides long. RefSeq names its product FabD/lysophospholipase-like protein. Bases 261 to 2261 code for a protein of 666 amino acids. The transcript is spliced from 3 exons. The record is from RefSeq and is a predicted model, not a curated record. Gene Ontology annotation, cellular component: membrane. Lineage: Eukaryota; Fungi; Ascomycota; Dothideomycetes; Pleosporales; Didymellaceae. Gene Ontology annotation, biological process: arachidonate metabolic process.
GGCUCCAUCAUAACAAUAGAUCUGUGGAUACGGAGUCCACCUUACGAUCUUGAAAUUCGGACUUCAUACACAUCAUUGUCACCAGCUCCGCCUACAGUAUCACUGCCGCCUUGUAGGCAACCAACACGCGGAGGACUUGUCACAUCUGACUCAGUGCCUAGAUUACCACAACCGUAUAAGACGAAAGGAGGCUACCCUGAAUCACACUGAAUAGAAGAACAAGACGUACAACGGAAGCCCAGCGGGAUUCGUAACCCAACAUGGACAUCAGCACAGAGAAGAAUCCUCAAGCACCUCUACGGUUGCUCUCAUUGGAUGGGGGAGGUGUACGAGGACUCUCCUCGUUGAUGGUGCUUCGGGACUUGAUGCAGAACAUAGCACUAGAAGAGAAACGACUUGGGCGGCGGCCGCAAGGGGACCACGAAUCAUUGAGACCCUGUGAUUAUUUCGAUCUCAUUGGUGGUACAUCAACAGGCGGGAUCAUCGCGAUACUGCUUUCCCGACUGCGGCUCAAUUGCGAGCAGUGUAUAGACAUAUAUUUGAAGCUGGCGCAGAAGAUCUUCAAGAAUGAUCGAUCGUUCAAUGCCUUUGGGAUAAAAGUACCGACAGGGGCGACACGAUUCUCUGGGGCGAUUCUUGCCAAUGCGAUUAAGUCAUCGCUGAAAGAGCUCGGAUUCGACGAGGAUGAGUUGAUGUGGGAUAAGGCACUCUUUGAAGAGAUCGAAGACACGUCCGAACAGAGGAACAAUAGCAUCUGGGCGGACAUGGUUACUGAAAGCCCAGUAGCGGCUACAAAGAGCCAUGGGGCAGCUUUUGUAUCAACGACGUCCAACGAGAGCGCCUUCUUGCCGAAGCCAUUGCCGCCACGUACCGAUACGUGGAAAUUUCAGUCACGGCAAUCCGUACACCGAAAAGCAAACGCAGCCGGAUGUCGAGGCUUUGUCCUUACGUCCUUGAAGAACGCACUGGGUCUUCCUAGAAUUUUGUCUACUUAUGAUCCCAAUGACCGGACGACGCGCAUAUGGGAGGCUUUGCGAGCUACUUCUGCAGCUCCCACGUUCUUCGAAGAGAUGCAGUUCGGGACCCCUAAAGUGACAUAUCUUGACGGCGGUGUAGGGUUCAACAACCCCUGUGCCGAAGUCGACUACGCAGCCAAAGCUCUCUGGGAAGGUCGGUCAAUUGGCGUCAUUGUCUCGGUGGGCACCGGGCUGCAAAGUCUGUCGAGCGUCAAGAAGAUGGCAACAUGGUUACCGUUUGGUCUCGGCACGGACAUUUCGUUGGCCACUGCACUUGCUGGCAUGGCGACGUCGACUGCACGGGUGGACAACGAGAUGAGACGCAUGUAUAACAACAGUGAUACCAAAUACUACCGCUUUGACGUCGAUCGGGGGCUCGCAAACAUCAGCCUGGAGCAGUGGAUGAAAGAAGACGAGAUGGCCUCGCUCACAGAGCAGUACAUGCAAGAUGGGGAGCAGGUGCGCCGGGCGCGAGAAUUUGGCGAGAUGGUGGCGAAGCUCUCCGCACUGCCGCCAAGAUUCGAAAUCCCGCCUGCGCACUUCAGGCUCGGUAUCAACGGACACGGGCUCCAAGAUGACACCUUCCAGCUUGUACAAGUCGACUUCAAGACCGGUAUGCUACUCGGCGCCACCACCCACCUUGGAGAGAUGCCGAUGUCGCAACUCCGCACGGCAUCCCCAUCAGGCGAAGGCGGGCUCGCGGUCGACGAGAACGGCGGUUUGCGAAAAGUCUACCCUGUGGCCGCAGACCUAGACCGCGAUGGGCGAUGCGAAGAAGCGGCGGUAUAUCAGUGUAUCAAAGCUGACAACAUCUGCAUGCGCAACAUCAAAACCGGUAUCCCGCCGGGACGGUACAAAGUGCAGUUCGUCGUCGCAUUCCACGAGGCCACACACGCACCGCCGCACGACUUGGUGUUCAGUGUUGGUCGGCCUUUCGAUGCAAGCACGUUCCAGAGUCGCUUUGUAGACGUCAAGAUUACGCCAGACAUUGCAGCGGUGCUCCUGCACCCUGAUGCUGUGCGUGUACGAGUCGGGAAGAUGAGGUACGAGGAGAGCAGAGGGAAGGGGUGGGUUGAGGUUGAGGGCGAUGUUGAUGUUAAUGUCGGGUUGGAUGGUGCGCUGGGCUUUAUUGUGAGCAAGCGUUUCGAAGAAGGGGUGUUUGUUGACGGGUGGAGCUUUGGGGGUCUGCGGCUUGAGCCCGUAUAUGGAAGUCAGCCCGUGAGUUCGCCAAGGAUACUGACUUGACAGAGCCAGCAAUAAAGAUUGUUAGAUAGAGCCUCACUUAUAUCGAAGGCUUCAAGCUCUUGUUUUCUUCUAAAGGGGUAAAGGGGUCAUGGUAGCAACUUCUUGCAUAGAGUGACUCAAACUCUUGAAAGUACUCGCAGCUAGUAGACCAACAUAAAUCUCAGGAGCUUUUUAUUAGCAAAAAAUAGCCCCAGAGUGUCUGC